Messenger RNA from Limulus polyphemus (Atlantic horseshoe crab), 794 nucleotides. Its product is annotated as protein big brother-like. The record is from RefSeq and is a predicted model, not a curated record. Gene Ontology annotation, biological process: regulation of transcription by RNA polymerase II. Gene Ontology annotation, molecular function: transcription coactivator activity; sequence-specific DNA binding. Bases 1 to 615 code for a protein of 204 amino acids. NCBI's taxonomy places the organism in Eukaryota, Metazoa, Arthropoda, Merostomata, Xiphosura, Limulidae. The transcript has 6 exons. Gene Ontology annotation, cellular component: nucleus; core-binding factor complex.
AUGCUCCCUUUCGAGACUCCAAGCAUUUAUGACCACCUUCCUCGGUUUGUUUUCAAAAUGCCUCGAGUCGUGGCCGAUCAGAAGGCAAAGUUUGAAUCAGAUGAACUGUUCCGGAAGCUCAGUCGCGAAAGUGAGGUGAAAUACACAGGCUACAGAGAUAGAUCUCAAGAAGACAGACAAAUUCGGUUUCAGAGCGGGUGUAGGGAAGGACAUAUAGAAGUGGCUUUCACGACAACGGGAACGAAUCUACAGCUUGUUUUUAGCCCUUGUACCAACGGCUACAGUGACGGUUGUGAUUUUGAAAAAGAGCAAGGAAAGGUACAUAUAACGUCCAGUUUUAUAAUGAACGGAGUAUGCGUGAGAUGGAGAGGAUGGUUCGACGUGGAAAGGCUAGACGGAGUUGGGUGUUUAGAAUACGACGAGGAACGAGCACAGGUCGAAGAUGCUAUACUCAGGGAGCAAAUUGAUAGAUACAACCAGAGACUACGGGAUUUCGAAGAGAAACAGAGAGCUUAUAGAGCUCAGCAGGAGCGUCACGAGGAGGCGGAGACCGAGACAAAAAGGAAAAUAACUGAGCUUAGUUCUGAGCAGCGUACAAGCUCCACAAGCAACUGAGUAAUUAAUUAUCCAUUUUAAAUCUCCAUCCUCCCCGGUGACCUACCAGGAUUCGCUCGUGACCUACCAGGAUUCGCUCCGUGAUGACAGAGUUUCCAGUGAAACUGACCAGAAAAAUGUUAUCGUGUUUCGUCAGCAGAAAAUAUAACACAACCUGCUUAUGUGGGUUUGAAAACUCU